Fusarium tjaetaba is the source of this 258-nucleotide messenger RNA. RefSeq lists its product as uncharacterized. Lineage: Eukaryota; Fungi; Ascomycota; Sordariomycetes; Hypocreales; Nectriaceae. Bases 1 to 258 code for a protein of 85 amino acids. The transcript has a single exon. The record is from RefSeq and is a predicted model, not a curated record.
AUGCCCGAUCGCGAUACAAAAUUGCCUGACAUCAAGUGUACCUCUUCACACAAGCCUGACGUUGUCGGAGCGCAUGGAUACGAGUUCUUUGUAUACGGCACUGAUUUGGCGAAGAAGUAUGGGAAGGUUGCGUUGAAUGAUGAGGAAACGAAAGAAAUCUUGGCACUUGUUAAGGGUUCAUCUGAAUCCUCGCUGAAGGAUUUGCUGGCAAAGUUUGGGCACAGUGCUGUGAAGGAGGGGGAGAUUCAAGAUGAGUAG